AUGUUGAAAGCACGGGUUUUCUCUGCUAAACAGGCUGCUUCACCUCAUGCCCUGGUCUUUUUGGAGCACCGUCAGGGUGACCUUGACUCUGCGUCACUUUCUGCCUUGACGGCAGCAUCUCAGUUGGGCGGUCAAGUUACCGGCCUUGUCGUGGGCAGUCCCGAGGAGGUGCCAUCUGUUGUAGAGAAGGCUAAGAAAUUAAACGGUUUGACCACACUGCUGCAUUGUGCAUCCCCACAGUACACCACGAUAUUACCUGAGACAGUAUCUCCACUCUUGGAGAAGCUCUUAUCACAGAACUCGCCCUUCACGCACGUCGUUUCCGCUCACUCCAGCUCUGCCAAGUCGAUUCUGCCUCGAGUUGCAGCAAAACUAGAUGUUCCGGCCGUAUCUGAUAUCACAUCCCUCGAACAUGACGCAGCAUCGGGAAGCACUACCUUCACCCGUCUCAUCUACGCUGGUAACGCCAUCUCCACAGUCCGUGCAUCCUCCUCCAUCCCCAUCAAGUUCUUCACUGUCCGGUCUACUGCAUUUGCAGCUGCUGGAGCAGGAGAUGCAGCAGAGAGCGAAGUCAAAGCCCUCGAUUCUGUUGAGGUGUCCGAUCCACCCACGGAACAUAUUAGCACUUCUCUGACGAAAUCCGAUCGGCCUGACUUGGGUGUUGCAGGUCGCGUUGUUUCUGGGGGACGCGCAUUGAAGAAUGCCGAGACUUUCCAGUCUACUCUGUAUCCUCUUGCUGAUGCACUUGGUGCUGCGGUUGGAGCAUCGCGUGCUGCUGUGGAUGCAGGGUACGCAGACAACUCCCUGCAAGUUGGACAGACAGGAAAGCAUCUUGCCGGUAUGAAGGAUUCCAAACUCAUUGUGGCAGUAAAUAAGGAUCCCGACGCACCAAUCUUCCAAGUGGCGGACGUAGGGUUAGUAGCAGAUCUUUUUGAGGUAGUGCCAGAGCUGGUCGAGAAGUUGAAGCAAUGAUAGAAUGGGCAGCAUCAUGUUCAGCGCUCAUUGGGUGCUUAAUAUACUAGUCAAGAUUGGCUUUGAAGAUAUUGCAAGUUCUAUAGCUAAGACAUAAGUCCGUCAGCGAUGCACGAUGCUCCAUGAUCAGCUGCUAAGUCACGGUAGUAGCUUGACACCGUAGUGACUCUGAAUAUUUGGAUAGUGUUUUUUUCCCACGACU
This is a messenger RNA of Suillus subalutaceus, 1174 nucleotides long. RefSeq lists its product as uncharacterized. Gene Ontology annotation, molecular function: electron transfer activity; flavin adenine dinucleotide binding. The record is from RefSeq and is a predicted model, not a curated record. Gene Ontology annotation, cellular component: mitochondrion. Bases 1 to 972 code for a protein of 323 amino acids. Lineage: Eukaryota; Fungi; Basidiomycota; Agaricomycetes; Boletales; Suillaceae. The transcript is spliced from 5 exons.